Molecule: messenger RNA, 1848 nt
Organism: Pediculus humanus corporis (human body louse)
Lineage: Eukaryota; Metazoa; Arthropoda; Insecta; Psocodea; Pediculidae
Product: tryptophan transporter, putative
Exons: 11
Coding region: 1-1848 (615 amino acids)
Biological process (GO): serotonin uptake; sodium ion transmembrane transport
Cellular component (GO): membrane; neuron projection
Molecular function (GO): serotonin:sodium:chloride symporter activity; serotonin binding
Source: RefSeq, a predicted model, not a curated record
AUGGGAAACGGUGAUCACAAAGAUGAUGAUGAAGAUGGGGGAAAAGAAGAAAAACCGGAAGAAAAAGAAAAAACAAAUGGUAGCAGCGGUGACGGCGGAGGCGGUGGUGGGGGUGGUGUUGGUGGUGCAGUGGCACAAUUAGGAAAAGAUGGAAAAGAAUGGUGCGGUGUGAAGGUAAACAAUACGGCGGUUACGUUAACACCGGAAGCUCCAAGAGAAACUUGGGAUAAAAAAGUUGAAUUCCUAUUGGCCGUCAUAGGUUUUGCCGUUGAUUUGGUAGAAAAUUAUUAUUAUUAUAUUACAGGUGCUUUUCUCAUACCUUAUUGCAUCAUGUUGAUAUUCGGAGGUUUACCGUUAUUUUACAUGGAACUCGCACUCGGACAAUUUCACAGAUGCGGUUGUUUAACAAUCUGGAAAAAAAUUUGUCCAGCGUUAAAAGGAAUCGGAUACGCAAUUUGUUUAAUCGAUGUUUACAUGGGAAUGUAUUACAAUACGAUCAUUGGAUGGGCCGUUUAUUAUUUUUUUGCUUCAUUUAAUUGGGAAUUACCCUGGACAACAUGCGAUCCAGAAUGGAGCACGCCAUUAUGCGCUCCGACAAACGAUACUAGUAAAAAUGAUAGUUCUUUACCUGCAAAAGAAUAUUACGAGAGAAAAGUUUUGGAAAUGCAAAAAGGAAAUGGUUUGGAUGAUAUGGGACCGAUUAAAUGGGAACUUGCAUUGUGCGUUUUUGCCGUUUUUCUUUUAGUUUAUUUUUCCCUUUGGAAAGGAGUUAAAAGUACUGGAAAAGCGGUUUGGGUCACAGCUCUUGCACCAUACGUCGUUUUAUUUAUACUUUUAGCACGUGGUGCUACUCUACCUGGAGCUGGAGAUGGAAUACUAUAUUAUUUGACUCCAGAUUGUAGUAAAUUACUGGAAAAAAAAGUUUGGAUUGAUGCAGCUUCACAAAUAUUUUUCUCACUCGGACCUGGAUUCGGUACUUUAUUAGCAUUGAGCUCUUAUAAUAAAUUUAAUAAUAAUUGCUACAGAGACGCCAUUUUGACAAGCAGCAUAAAUUGUUUGACGAGUUUUGUUGCCGGUUUCGUUAUUUUUAGCGGUUUGGGUUACAUGGCACAUGUUCAGAAUAAGAAAAUUGAUCAGUUAGACAAAGAAGGACCAGGUUUAGUUUUUAUUGUUUAUCCAGCAGCAAUAGCAACGAUGCCAUUUUCAUUUUUUUGGUCGAUAAUUUUUUUCCUCAUGUUGAUAACUUUGGGUUUGGAUAGUACUUUUGGAGGUUUGGAAGCUAUGAUAACGGCAUUAUGCGAUGAAUAUCCAAAAUUAUUGGGUAGACACAGAGAAAUAUUUGUGGGAGUUUUAUUAUGUUUAAUUUAUAUAUGUGCUUUGCCGACAACAACUUACGGAGGUGCAGCAUUAGUCGAUUUGUUAAAUGAUUACGGACCGAGCAUUUCCAUACUUUUUGUCGUUUUCGUUGAAGCAGCUGGAGUUUUUUGGUUUUACGGUGUUAAUAGAUUUUCUGAUGACAUUGAAAAAAUGUUAGGUUUUAGACCUGGAUUAUUUUGGAGAAUAUGUUGGACUUAUAUAAGUCCUCUCUUUUUACUCUGCGUUUGCAUAUUUUCUCUUACCUCAACUGGAGAUGAAGGAGAUUUAAAAUAUUCUAGAUGGAGCAUAAAAAUCGGUUGGGUAUUAACAGCAUCAUCUUUAGCAUGUAUACCAUUAUACAUAGUUUACAUAAUAGCAAUCACUCCAGGAAAUCUAAUACAGAGACUCUCUAAAAUAAUCAAACCGGAAGAAAGUUCGAAUCAUUUAGCGGUAAAUUAUAAUUAUAAUUAUGAAAUUGGAACUCACGUUUGA